Molecule: messenger RNA, 1002 nt
Organism: Andrographis paniculata
Lineage: Eukaryota; Viridiplantae; Streptophyta; Magnoliopsida; Lamiales; Acanthaceae
Exons: 6
Coding region: 131-775 (214 amino acids)
Source: RefSeq, a predicted model, not a curated record
UGAUAAAAAACAUUGGCAACGAAGACCUGAACGAAUUCAUAUGAACCCAAUUCAUCUGUGUAUUUGUUCAUUCUGCACUUCAUAAAUCAGCGAUGAAAUAAAUAAGCUCAUCAAGUGAAUCCCUGUACACAUGGGCGCCUCCGAAUCAACACUAACGACUUCCCGAAAUUCGGAGGAUGGGAUCACCACCGUUUCUGAGCCGACCAAGGGCGUCGACCCCAUUUUGCAGAGGCUUCAGUCCCUCAAAAUUACGAAGCCUAUACUUACAUCGGUACCUGAAGAGAGUAGCUUGACGGAUAUCCUUGUCCGGAAACCUCUUUCUUCCACUAAUACUGGUACUGUAAAUCCUAAUGUACUGCUGGAGCUCUUCUCCAUAUUUCGUGAUUGGCAAGAUGAGAAAGCACAAAACAUAAGUAAAAGACAGGAAGAGAUUGAAAACAAAAUAGAAGUUGCUGAUGCAUUAGGCGUAAAGCUUCUCCAACGCUUCAAUUACUCGGUGUCAGCAAUGAAGACCACAUCCAAUCAUCUAUCAGAAGUGCAUUCAUUGCAAGUCGAACUGGGAGAGCUGAAAGGAAGAUUAACUGAGACCAUUAGCAACUGUGAUGCAUUAUGCAAGAGAAUCGCCAGCGAGGGACCAGAAUCGCUGAAAUCUUCUGUAAAGCCUCUGACAGCCGUCUCCUAUAAUCAACAGACAAUCAGCAUCGAACAACACUUGCCUUCAUCAUCAGUGGAUGAGAAAGAUGAAGAUACAUCUUCGGUGCAAGAAACUAGUUAGGACUUCCGGCCCUUUUAUACGCCUUGUUAAAUCUUUUUACAUAUUCUAACAGUUGCAGUCUGAGUUGUCGUCUAGCCGUGCCGAACAUCACCAACAUACACCCUGCUUGGAAAUGCCGAUUUGUUAUUCCCAACCCUUUGGAGCAACAACUCUAGUCUGUGCUCUCAAGGCAUGAUGGGAUUUUAUUUUAUUUUAUUUUUAAUUUUAAUGAAUAUUUGAUUCUCUUG